Molecule: messenger RNA, 2431 nt
Organism: Cololabis saira (Pacific saury)
Lineage: Eukaryota; Metazoa; Chordata; Actinopteri; Beloniformes; Belonidae
Exons: 3
Coding region: 259-948 (229 amino acids)
Source: RefSeq, a predicted model, not a curated record
UGAGAGCACAGAAGGGGAGAGAUGAAGAAAAGAUAACUUUAACAAAAUGGAGUUUACACUGACAGAAACACACGACAAUACUUAUUUUCUCCACGGACUCUGGGAGGAAACACACAUUUCUGGCUCUGUUAUUACCGAGGCAGUGAAGACUGAAGAGUGAUUCAGAGUUUAAGUAGAGACUCAUUUUUUCCGACGGUUCAGGCUCCAGAGGAGCGCAGCUGCGCACACGCUUUUGUUUCCCUGCAAGCCACUUUGGAGAUGCUCUGGUGGACAUUGUGCAGGGCUUGGCUCUGCUUAUCCUGCUGCUUCCUGCUGGGUGUAUGCUCCCCAGAUGAGGAUCCAGAACCAGCAGGUCCUCUUCUUAAUCCCCCCCCUGAGGAAGCAUCAGGGGAGUCAGACCAAGAGGACUGGAAAAGGGAUUCUGGAUCAUCUUUUCCACACGUGCUCCACAGCUUCCUUGGUGACAGCCCCUUCCCGACAGAGGCCCCAGAAAAUCCUAUUAACUGCACCCAGCGCUUCUGGUUACCACCAUCCUCCCCAAUCUGCUGGGAAAAUAUAGCAGGGCCCAAGGAGUUUUCCAGGUCCCGUCUGCUUGUUCUGCAGAACAGGGCCGCCCUGCAGGCUGUGUCCAGCUCCAGUGGCGUGGAGGAGGAAGGAAUCUCCUACAACCACCAGGCCACAGAGGAGGUCCAGGGGAUCCGCUCAGACCACCAGAUGGUUGUUGACACAAUCCAAGACAUGGAGACAGUGUUUGUCUCUCUGGGUGAGAAGAGGAGAGAAGGGACGGAGCAGAGGGUCCUCACAAGCAUGAAGGAGCUUCUUGCUGAUACGAGGGAUGCGUUAGAUGGCAGAGGGAACAUGGUAAACCACCUGGAGAGCCGCUUCGCCACCUUAGAGAAGACUCUGCUCCUCACGCAGCAUCGACUCAACAAACUCUUCCAACAGUGACGAUGCUGGAACCCUCGUUAAUCCAAGUGUAUUUAUAUAUGAGCCUUUUUGUACAAGAAAGUAGCAAGUGCAAGCAUCCUUAGUGCUGUAGCACGAGGUACUUAAUAAGCACAGUCUUAUGUCAAAAUACGUUAACCCAAAAUCACCGGAGAUAAAAACUCCACAUUAUCAAGGGGUUCAGUUGAACAUGUAGCUGUUAAAUCCAAGUUAUGUUUCCUAUUAGCAAUGUUCAUGGUUGCAUUAAACCUCUAGUGAGGAAACACAUUUAUAACGGUUCGAAGAGAAAUGGAGAAUUGUAAACCUUCAAAAGCUUUCUCUUUAAUGUGUCUCUCAGGCUGGAAUGAAGGCAUUCAGUAAAGCAAAAGUCCUUAUUUUAUUAUAAAUCCAAAACAAAAAUCAAGGUUUGAUUGUACACAUUGUAAUUAUUCAAAUAAAUUAAAGACCGGUGUGAAUUUAGGCAUGGGAAAAAAGCAAUUAUUUUCAAGUACGGUAUUAAAGAUCUGAAAAAUGUGUUCAUAUCUUCAAAGAAGUAUGACUUAUAAUUAUUAAAAUCAGCAAAUUAGUUGUGGACAUCAAUGUUUGACAGCAUUUCUAAGAUAAACAAUGCACUGAAAUGUGUACUAAACACAGUAGCAACUCAGGCGCUGAGACAUCUGGGCUCCAGCUGAGGAGUGGAUUUCCACGUAAUGGACUUUUACACAAAGUAGUCUCGCUUGUGCCCGCAGGCUGUUCAGAGAACAUGUUUCUCUUCCGGUCCUUGCAAAGGAAAAAAAAAAUUAUAAAAGUAAGUAACUGCUACCAGACGCCCUCAUACGGUCUAGGCAAAAUGGAAAAAUCCAAACUAAAAACAGAAGAGUCACAGCAGGACUCGUUUCUUUUGCACAGCAUAUCAAUCCUGCAGAGAACCCACUGAGGUACUAUUUGUCUAAUGCCAUUUUGUUUUUGGUUUUUAUAGCCCCAGAGUUACAAAUUCUAUUUACAGCAAUUAUUCAUCACCUACAAUGUUUAAGACACAGUGUAGUUAGUUUGACUCUGCGUUUGGACCAACUCUCGGUUCUGACUUUUCACAGCAAGCCCUACAAUAACUUUGUGUGUUUAAAAGCACUGAGACCUUCAGAGUCUUUUGUGACAGUCGCCUGGCUGUCAAUGAGAGGCAACAUCUGUCCAGACGGAAAAGUAAUUUCCUUUUUAAAAAUCAGCUUCCUCCUCUUGCAUAUCCUCCAAGGAUUUGAGGUAAUCUCGGGCCAAGAUCUUCUUAGGCAAGAUAUCUGUCAAGUAAAAAAAAAAAAAAAUAAAGUUUAUGAAGUAAAUAUGAAUUUGAAAAAAAAAUUUAACAGUACAUCAAAGUCACAACCAUUUCCUCUAUUUAUCGUCUUUAUCUAAAAAUAUACUAUUUUCUACUGAUGUGUUAAUAAUACUCCAGAAUUGUAUUUGCUCAUAUUUUAUCUUGAAACUGUCAAUAAAAAAAGAAAGAAAACGUUAA